CGAUACAAAGGAAAUCCACACGAAGACCCAAUCCUCGUCUCAGUCACAAAAUUCUGAAUCAAAUUCACGCAUUAACCCGUUAACUCAUGUAUGUCUCAAGAAUUCCAAACAUAAACCUAACAAUAUAAAAGAAGAGUCCAAGAGUACAAAUACAAACUCUAUGCCGGAGCCGCUUGUCUCACCAACAGUUGCGUCUACCAAACCAAAGAGAAAUGGUCUAUUACCUUUUGCUUCGCGCAAAAUUUCAGAGGAUAAGAAAGUGCCACGGAGAGUUAGCAUGUCUACCGCAUCCACCCCCACUAAUUCUCAAGGCUCUCCAUCAAAAACAAAAGCAGCCGAAACGAUAGUGGAGGAAUUAACGACGAAAGAUUCUGAAAAAUUGGCAGCAGGAACUGUCACUAUGAUCGAUACUUCUAUUGUUACUGCAACGCCAAGCAUAGUUGAUACUGGCACUUCAUCAAGCACACCAACAACAGGUUCGAAGACUCCAACGGAAUAUAAUACCGAAACUCCCACGACGACCACUUCCAUGUCAUCAAGUUUAACGUCAACUAACUUGUCGACCAUAUCAACUACAAAGGAAGAGAAACGACGGCGAAAGAGAAAAGAUGAUGUUGCUGAUUUAUCAAUCGUUGUCGCUGAUGGUGUACCAGUUAUUACCGGAUAUCCAAUGGCCAGUCCAAGACGGAAUAAGGACUAUCAUACAUUGUUCAAAGGCGUCCCAAUGACGGAAUAUUUGAUCAAUGAUUACGGCUGCGCUUGGCAACGUGAGAUAUUGGCGCAUGGAAGGAUGUAUAUAUCUGUUAAUCAUUUAUGUUUUUACGCAAACAUACUUGGUUGGGUUAGCCUUGUUGUAAUACCAUUCAACGAGAUAACCGCUAUUGAAAAAAGGACGACAGCUUUCGUCAUACCCAAUGCGAUCCUCAUCACAACUCACCUUACUAGAUAUUUCUUUGCCUCCUUCCUUUCGCGUGACACUGCAUUUGAAUUGCUAUCGAAAAUGUGGCACCAUUCCCAGUCGGUUUUUAAUGAAUCGGAGUAUCAUUCCGACGCUGGUGAACAGCCUAAAUAUGGUGGCAGUAAUAAUAUCACCGACGCUUCUGAGACCGACGACGAGAAUGUAGCCGGAGAUGAAGAUGUUAAACCGACUAAAAGCAAGAAACUGAUACUCCGCAAAUUGAACAAGAAGAAGAAAGGUGAUUCCUCUGACAGAGUUGAUAUAAAGUCAUUGGAAACAAAGUCGCAACGAUCAUACCUACCAAGGGGAGAUGAAUCCCGUGGUCGUCGUUCCGGGACAGAAGAUUAUAGAAUAUCUUCUAGCUCACGACUAUAUAGCAUGGCGGACAAGAGAACGACAAGUUCUAACCAACAAGCUAUAAAUAGAUCGAAACGUGGUGCGACCACUUGUGCUUGUCUGGAUAAAGGACAUCAUUAUAACAAUCUUGUGAUGGACACAAAAUUUACCGGAAGUGUAGAAAAGAUGUAUAAUCUCUUGUUUAAUUGCGAUUUUCUUGAGCUGUUCUUGAAGAAUAUUGAAAAAUGUUCAGAUAUUAAAUUAGGCGAAUGGAAACCAACACAAAGCAAUGUUCUCUGUCGCUCCUCAUCAUAUACGAUGCGUCUUACACAUCCUAUUGGUCCUAAAUCCACCAAAUGCUUCGUUGAGGAUGAAUGCCAACAUUGUGACUAUGAUAAGUAUAUAACCAACGUCACUACUACAACAACGCCGGACGUGCCCCAAGGCAGCUGCUUUGUUGUUAAAACACGCUUGUGUAUAAUGUGGGCUGGUGCAAAUGAAGUGCGGGUAAUAGUUACUUGUGAUAUAGAAUGGUCAAAGAAUGCGUUUUUUAAAACACAAAUUGAGCGAGGAGCGGUUGAUGGUCAGCGAGCAUAUUUCAAGUCAUUAACAAAAUAUAUACAGAACUUUAUUGCGAAGCAUCCGGGUGAGUUCCAAGAUCCCUUAGGUUCACCAGUCCCAGAAAUGGAGCAAGCAUCGUUUGAACAGUCUAAUGAUGAAUCAGUAUUGGCCAUUGAGAACUCGUAUACUGAUGAUGACACGCAGAGUUCAAUAGUGAAAGAAACAACGUUCCAACACUUUUUCGGUUCCCUAUCGCAGAGUCUACCUUAUGAGCUUGUUAGUUCGCUGCAGCAAGGUGCAUCUCUUGUUGUCUCUGUUAGCCAACCGGCUAAUAUACUGUCGGCGAAAUCACUAGUCUUCCUCGCAUUCCUUGUGCUUCUAGUUUCGAACAUACAAAUUUUAUUGCAAUUGCGUGCAAUUAAUAAUCAGAUGGUAGAUACUGGCCAUGGGGUUUCUAUACCAGCAAACCAGGCAAUCUUGGUCGAGUUGCGGAAACGUUGGACAUUCGCAGUGUUAGAUACAUGGUACGAAAGGGAUGAUGAGGCAUUGCGAGAAUACUUUGUCAAGAAAUUCGGCGAACUAACUGUAUAG
Molecule: messenger RNA, 2446 nt
Organism: Paraglomus brasilianum
Lineage: Eukaryota; Fungi; Glomeromycota; Glomeromycetes; Paraglomerales; Paraglomeraceae
Source: the annotation of a GenBank genome assembly